This is a messenger RNA of Mustela lutreola (European mink), 10542 nucleotides long. RefSeq names its product protein phosphatase 1 regulatory subunit 9A (gene PPP1R9A). The record is from RefSeq and is a predicted model, not a curated record. The coding region runs from base 323 to 4414 and encodes 1363 amino acids. Gene Ontology annotation, biological process: actin filament organization; neuron projection development; calcium-mediated signaling. Gene Ontology annotation, molecular function: actin filament binding. Lineage: Eukaryota; Metazoa; Chordata; Mammalia; Carnivora; Mustelidae. Gene Ontology annotation, cellular component: cytoplasm; actin cytoskeleton; dendrite. The transcript is spliced from 22 exons.
UUUCGCCCUCGGUUGGCCGCCAGAGGCUCCCUCUCUCUCUCCCUCUCCUGGGAUUUUGCUGCCGGGCUCCCUCUCUCUGCGGCCCUAGAGUUAAUCCCAUCAGCCGAGAUGAACCUCUAGUCUCGCUUUGAAAAAGCCAUUUUGUGUAACCCCUGACUGAAUAAUUUCCUAAUACACCUUUGGGAGGAUCACUGAUACAGUAUGGCAUUUGAGAGGUACUUUUUCUUGACCAAAUACUGGUGAUUAGAGAAGAGAGGUAUUUUGUUUUUUGUUUUUUUUUCCUGAUCAUUAUGAACAUUGGCUUUUCACCCCUGAAGUAAAAAUGUUGAAAACCGAGUCUUCAGGUGAACGAACCACUCUCAGAAGUGCCUCUCCUCACAGGAAUGCUUAUAGAACUGAGUUCCAGGCACUGAAAAGUACCUUUGACAAACCCAAGUCAGAUGGGGAGCAAAAAACAAAAGAAGGUGAGAGCUCCCAGCAGAGCAGGGGGAGGAAAUAUGGCUCCAACGUCAACAGAAUUAAAAAUCUAUUUAUGCAGAUGGGUAUGGAACCCAAUGAAAAUGCUGCAGUCAUUGCCAAAACAAGGGGGAAAGGUGGACCUUCAUCUCCACAGAGAAGAAUGAGGCCCAAAGAAUUUCUGGAAAAAACAGAUGGCUCGGUUGUUAAGUUGGAGUCCUCUGUUUCCGAACGAAUCAGUAGAUUUGACACAAUGUACGAUGGCCCUUCAUAUUCUAAGUUCACAGAAACUCGGAAGAUGUUUGAGAGAAGUGUGCAUGAGUCAGGACAGAACAACCGCUAUUCCCCAAAGAAAGAGAAAGCUGGAGGGAGUGAGCCUCAGGAUGAGUGGGGUGGCUCGAAGUCCAACAGAGGCAGUACCGAUUCCUUGGACAGCCUUAGCUCCCGGACAGAGGCUGUCUCCCCAACUGUGAGUCAACUGAGUGCAGUGUUUGAGAAUACCGAUUCCCCCAGUGCCAUUGUUCCUGAGAAGGCUGAGAACAACGCAUACUCAGUGACUGGCCAUUAUCCUCUGAAUCUACCAUCUGUUACUGUUACAAAUCUUGACACUUUUGGUCACCUUAAGGAUUCUAAUUCUUGGUCUCCUCCAAGCAAACACGGUGAUGAUGCAGAGGAUUCUCAGAAGGGUCAUACAACUCCGGGACCAGAAGUGGCUUUGAAAAGUACCUCUCUAGCCUCCAUACCCAGUGAAGAGACACAGCAGAGCGAGGAAGCCGAGGACUCCACAUCCAACCAAGAGACUCCUGUCGGGAUUGACAGAGACGUUCCUGAAGAACCUUGUGCUGACACUAAGGCAAUGCCCGAGUCUGAAAUCCCUUCACCACAAAAUGAACCUUUAGAAGACGCCGAAGCUAAUUUAGUUGGGAGUGAGGCAGCAAUGCAUCAGAAGAAAGAACUGGCAGGUGGUGAUUUUACCUCUGCUGAUGCUUCUGGAUCCAGGUGUGGAAAGGAAGUACCUGAAGAUUCAGUUCAUUUUGAGAGUUCCCAUGUUUACAUGCACAGUGACUAUAAUGUAUACAGGGUCAGGUCCAGGUAUAAUUCAGACUGGGGAGAGACGGGCACUGAGCAGGAUGAGCAGGAAGAGAGUGAUGAAAACAGUUACUAUCAACCUGAUAUGGAAUACUCGGAAAUUGUUGGAUUGCCAGAAGAAGACGACAUCCCAGCAAAUAGGAAAAUUAAGUUUAGUAGUGCUCCAAUUAAGGUUUUCAGCACAUACUCCAAUGAAGACUAUGACAGGAGGAACGAUGAAGUGGACCCUGUGGCUGCUUCUGCUGAGUAUGAGCUUGAAAAACGUGUAGAAAAGCUGGAACUUUUCCCAGUGGAACUAGAGAAAGAUGAGGAUGGACUUGGUAUAAGCAUUAUUGGAAUGGGUGUUGGAGCAGAUGCUGGACUUGAAAAGCUGGGAAUAUUUGUCAAGACAGUAACAGAAGGUGGUGCUGCUCAGAGGGAUGGCAGAAUACAAGUCAAUGACCAGAUUGUGGAAGUGGAUGGAAUCAGCUUGGUGGGUGUCACACAGAAUUUUGCUGCAACUGUUCUCAGAAACACCAAGGGCAAUGUCAGAUUUGUUAUUGGGCGAGAAAAGCCAGGACAAGUGAGUGAGGUUGCCCAGUUGAUAAGCCAGACGCUAGAACAAGAAAGGCGCCAGAGAGAGCUGUUGGAGCAGCACUACGCCCAGUAUGAUGCCGACGACGAUGAGGUAACGAUGGAGGAGUUCAAUAAGCCCCUCACACAGUCAACACUAUCCCACGAAAUUCUGGGGAGCACUGUGGCUGAAUUGCAAGGAGUGUCUGGCAACAGCAAUAACAAUAACAACUAUUUCCUUAAGACAGGAGAAUAUGCCACAGAUGAAGAGGAGGAUGAAGUAGGACCUGUUCUUCCUGGCGGUGACAUGGCCAUUGAAGUUUUUGAGCUGCCUGAAAAUGAGGACAUGUUUUCCCCAUCAGACCUGGACACAAGCAAGCUCAGUCACAAGUUCAAAGAGUUGCAAAUCAAACACGCAGUUACAGAAGCAGAGAUUCAAAAGUUGAAGACCAAGCUGCAAGCAGCAGAAAAUGAGAAAGUGAGGUGGGAACUAGAAAAAACCCAACUCCAGCAGAAUAUAGAAGAGAAUAAAGAGAGAAUGCUGAAGUUGGAGAGCUACUGGAUUGAGGCUCAGACCUUAUGCCACACAGUGAACGAGCACCUCAAGGAGACUCAAAGCCAGUAUCAGGCCUUGGAAAAGAAAUACAACAAGGCAAAGAAAUUGAUCAAGGAUUUUCAACAAAAAGAACUUGAUUUCCUCAAGAGACAGGAAGCAGAAAGAAAGAAAAUAGAAGAUUUGGAAAAAGCUCAUCUUGUGGAAGUUCAAGGUCUGCAAGUACGGAUUAGAGACUUGGAAGCUGAGGUGUUCCGACUACUGAAGCAAAAUGGAACUCAAGUUAACAACAACAACAACAUCUUCGAGAGAAGAACAUCUCUUGGUGACGUCUCUAAAGCAGAUACCAUGGAGAAUUUGGAUGUCAAGCAGACAUCUUGUCAAGAUGGCCUAAGUCAAGACUUGAAUGAGGCAGUCCCAGAGACAGAGCGCCUGGAUUCAAAAGCACUGAAAACCCGAGCCCAGCUCUCUGUGAAGAACAGACGCCAGAGGCCCUCUAGGACAAGACUCUAUGAUAGUGUCAGUUCAACAGAUGGGGAAGACAGUCUGGAGCGGAAGCCUUCAAACAGUUUCUAUAACCACACGCACAUUUCCAAAUCACUUCUGCCCAAGGGUUUGAGAACUUCUCCAGAAUCAGAUUCUGGUACUCCAUCCCUCACUCCAGUGGCUGGCAGUGUGCCCUUCUCAUCUGACCACAUAGCUGAAUUUCCAGAGGGACCACUGAGCCCAGAAAAGGAGCCUUCCUCCCUUAUUUGGGGAGACACUUCACUCUCCUCUCCUUCAAAAUCUGAUCAUGAUAUGGAAGAAUCUCCAUACCACCAUCAAGCCACCACCAAGAAAACACCACAAGAAAAAGAUGGUGCCAAAGGUCCCAAAUCACUAAGGGCAUCCAGUUCAUUGGUGGUGCAAGGAGGAAAAAUUAAGCGCAAGUUUGUGGAUCUGGGGGCACCUUUGCGAAGGAGUUCCAACAAGGGAAAGAAAUGGAAAGAGAAGGAGAAAGAAGCCACUAGGUUCUCUCCGGGUAGCAGGAUCUUCAGAAGCAGGCUGGAACACUGGAAACCCAAGCCGUCCCCCGCACCUCAGGCCUCCACCCGCUCGCCGUGCAUCCCUUUCUCGUGGUUUAAUGAGAGCCGAAAAGGAUCCUAUUCCUUCAGGGACCUGCCUUCACCUACACGUCCCCUUCAGCCUUCUCCUGAAACUCUAAUUUCAGAUAAAAAGGGGUCCAAGAAUUUUACCUUCAACGAUGACUUCAGUCCCAGCAGUACCAGUUCAGCAGACCUCAGUGGCCUGGGAGCGGAACCCAAAACAGCGGGGCUCUCUCAGUCCUUAGCGCUGUCGUCAGAUGAGAGCCUGGAUAUGAUAGAUGACGAGAUCCUUGAUGAUGGACAGUCUCCCAAACACAGUCAGUGUCAGAGUCGGGCGGUCCAUGAAUGGAGCGUGCAGCAGGUUUCCCACUGGCUAAUGAGCCUAAACCUGGAGCAGUAUGUAUCUGAAUUCAGUGCCCAAAACGUCACUGGCGAGCAACUCCUGCAGUUGGAUGGAAAUAAACUGAAGGCUCUGGGAAUGACGUCAUCCCAGGAUCGAGCCGUGGUCAAAAAAAAACUCAAGGAAAUGAAGGUAUCUCUCGAGAAGGCUCGGAAGGCUCAAGAGAAGAUGGAAAAACAAAGAGAAAAGCUGAGGAGGAAGGAGCAAGAGCAGAUGCAGAGGAAGUCUAAAAAGACAGAAAAGAUGACCGCUGUGUCAGAGGGUGCUGGCGAGCAGUGACGCACACCCCCUCCCAGACAGCUCUCCCCUCUUCCCGCCCUGGUCUCCUCCCGGGGACAGAAGGAACUGAUGGCAGGGGUAAUGUGCUCUAGGCCCAGUGGGGAACCGCGUGUGGCAUACCUGCAUUUUCUGCAAUAAUAGAAUACACUUUUAAUUAUCGCCUCCUGAAAUAAUCCCAAGCCACCUUUGUUUAUUACCAAACCAAGGGUCUCAUUUGUGAAAGAUGCAAAAUAGCUGUGUUCCUCUCUUCUCUUACUUACCACCCUCUUGUGUUGCAUUGGGUGGGUGCUGUCCCUGGGGGAAUCGGUGUUACCCUGCCCAGGAAAAGCAUGGUGUGUCUCAGAGCACCAUGACUUUUCAGUCUGGGAAUCCUGAAACUAUGCAGUGGCUUGUAUCUGCGUGGCCAAGAGCCCCACUCUACCGUGAGAUCGGGGCUCCGGAAUCUGCUCCAGUGUGUGGACAGUGUUUGUGUCUGGACAGUGAGACAACCCCACUGUAACAACACGGGUGCCAGGCCGCAUAAUUAUAUCCGGUGGCAAAAAGCAAGCAAGCUCUUCUGUUUGCUGGGCAUCCGAAAGAGAGAAAACAAUUCAUGAUUUGUUAACCCCAGAAGGAAGCAGAAGCCCUCAGAUUGUGGAUGUGGGUAUUACCUCGGGGUUCUGAGGGUAACAUUUGUCCUCCAGAUUGAGCUGAACAAAGGAAAAAAUCAGAGGUUAACACAGCCCCAGGAUGUUGGGAUCCAUUGUUUACUUUGCUCCCGCUGUGUGUUCAGUAGUUCAGCGACACAGACACACAUAAUGUAGUUCCUUUAUUCCCCCAACAAAUUGAACAGGAAAUUGAUUUUUAAGGAAACCAGCAUUUUCAGGUUUCCUCUCCUGGGGAACAUUCUGGCUAGUCUUCAGCCUGACUGUGACAUAAUCAGGAACUUGUCACAUAUUUUCUACUUAAGAUUUCCCAAGUGGGCUUAGUUAGUGUUUUAACAAAUGUACUUUUAAGAAAAAUAGAAAUACCAGUUAGAGAAAAUUUAGAUGUGAGUAACACAUCUCAACCAGAGAAGCAAUUUUAUUGAGCACACAGAAUGUUCCCGUAAAGGAGAGCUGACAGAUUUUAUAGAUGUUUUGAAUGGUUUUUCUGAGCCGUUCUCUUUCAUUCUUUAGAGAUUUCCAUGUUACAGGUAAAGUUUGUUUAAGAGAGUUCACAGGAGACAGUCUACCAGCGGAGACAGUUAUGCUGAUUUUAAAGCCAGUAUAUGAAGGAUUUCGGCAUUUCAUCCAACUAAUUCAAGCAGAAGAGACUAGGAUAGAAGGAGGAGAAAAUAAACUCAUCUUGAGACACUUCCAAUGAUCGGUUAUUGUUUGUUGUUGUUGUUUUGCUUUUUAUGCUUGUGUUUCCGGUUCUGCGUUGGCUAUAAAAAUGAGGUCAUCCAUUUUCCGGUUCUGUGUUGGCUAUAAAAUGAGGUACUACAUUGUAGGGGGGGUCUUUGUCUGUACCAUACACUGGACAGGUCGUAUACACAGAGCUUGGGGAAGGCCUUUGAAGGUUCCAGGUAACAGAUAAUGUAAAGGGGGCCCCGCCCAUCUAGCACCAACUUGUAUUUUGGACAUUGUGACUUUUUUUUUAAUUAAUUAAAAUAUAUAUAUAUAUAUAUAUAUAUAUAUAUAUAUAUAUAUUUUUUUUUUUUUUUGCUUGCCUGAAUAUCUGAAAUCUGGAAUUGGCUACACUAGAAACUUAUAAUCCUGUCUCUCCCUAAGGCCUGUUUCCUUUUUGGUGACAGAGUAUUGUCUGUUCUACUUUGAUCCUGUUGUCCCUAGUACAAAUCAUUCAUUCAAUGCUCAGAAACAUUGACAUAAAGUAACAUUGUGUUUUACAAUGAUUGGAGUCGCUAUGUAUGUCUUUCUGACUAUCUUCAUUUGCUGUAUGAUAAUGAAACUGCCAUACUGGAUACUCUAUCAAUAUUUGAGAUGUGUGGUGCUUUGCUAUUUAUUAAUAUCCUGAGAAACAAGGAAUCACUAUUCAUGAACUACAAAAUUCAGCAGAUCUUUUCUAAUACUAAAAGACUAAAUUAGUCAAAAUCUGGUAAUACUAGUGCUUGCUAAUGUAAAUUUUUUGCCAUUUUUGCUUAUCUUCGGGGGGAAAAAAGUGAUCUGGAUCACACUGGAAGUUUUGCUCUAUAUUCAUUUUAGGAAUGGAAAUAGAGGAUGAUUAUCUCAAGUGAUGUUUACUCUCUGGAAAUAUUUGAAAAUGGCUGUACAUACUGGAAAUGUCUAUAAGUCUCAGUCUCUGCACAUAAUUUAUGAUCUCUAGUGUAUCGCAUUUCCUUAAAUGUUUUAGAAGUAUUGUUCUUGAACUUUAUUUGUACGCUUCCAAUGUUUAGACCAAUGACCAGCUGAAAAUAUUAUAAAUCAAAUCCUUCUUCCUCAAAUCACAUAGUUUGUAUUAUAAGUAUUUUGAUUUUUAAGUUAAGUUACAGUGAUUUUAGGUCUUAAUGAGUUAUUUUAAUAUUACUACUUAAAACUGCUGAAAUUGUAAAAGGCACUUGAUUUGACUGUCCAGCCAAGGAUGACCUGUAACUGAUUGAUCGAAGAGUAUGAAAACAAAGUGCAGGACCUCAGAACUUAUGAACAUUUAUUCAUAUUAUUUAUUAUUCAUAUUAUUUCUUUUCUUGACUCUAGUGCAUGAUGCCUAAUUGAGGUCCCAGUGUCUUCAACAACUCCUACUCUAAUGCUAGUGGUUUUCGGUGUCCCUACAGUUUAACAUAGACUUGUUGCUUCAUGAACUGUAAGAACUUUGCAGUUUUUUUUAUUUAUCAGAAAAUGAACAAAAAGGGAAUAUCUGGUUGCUAUAAACUAUAUUCCUUCAGUGACAGCUCAGUAUGACUCUAACAAUAGCCAAACUGUUUUGGGGUAUAGGUAAUGCUUUGCGGGGUAGGGAAUGUGUGAUGAGGUCAAGCUGUAGACAGGGACAGAGUUUUCCAUUAAAGGACUUUAGUUUUUAUAAUGGAUUACUUGAUUUAAGACCAUCUCCCUUAAAGUAACUCACAAUCUAUGUAAUAGGUUUUUUUUCUUCUUCUUCUUCUUCUUCCUUUUUUUUUUUUUUUUUUUUUUUUUUUUUUGCCUGAAUCCAAAGUGUACUUCAGAGUGCUUCAUUAGGGCAGGAACCUAAUUUUACCCAUUUGGGCACAUUGAUGAAGUCCACCAUUAAUUUCAUGACAGUAAAACUGUCCUUCCACGUUAUCCUCCUUUAGUUGGGGUUGCCAUGGGUUUCCAGCCCUCAACAUCACGGAAGUAUUUUGAACCCACCAUGGUUCGUGACGGCAGUGUGCUAGUGCUCAUUCCAAACUUAACUUUCAAGGGGCAUGAAAUGGGACCACCUACUCUGGGCUUCUUUGUUGUUGUUGCCAACAAAGUGCCAAGAGGACAGGGGAGGAACCCAAUUAACCCUUGCUGCUGCCUUUCAUCCUAUGUCAUCCCUGGCCCGAGAUCAUAAGCUGCCCCCAGGCCUGAGCUACAAAAACAGUCACGGAUUGUUCGAUCUAGGACCUUAAUUAACCUUUAUGGUUUUUUUGCUGAGGACAAAGAAUUCUCGUUUAGGUUGUUGGUGUAAUAGGAUCAACAUGUGCUUUAAAAUUAUAUUUUAAAAGGUAAAUAAAAAAUUGCAUUUAUAUGGAUGUUCUAACUCAUUUAUAAAUGUUAAAGAUUAUAUAGACCGAGCUUCAAGAGCAGAAACCAGUGUUUGAAGAGUCUAAACGGAGAGGUCCCCAUGAUUCUAAAAGAACUAUUUAUACUUUAGAGGUAUUGUAGCUCCUCAUUACAUUGACAUAUUUAAGAAUUACCAAAUUCCAUUUAAACCACUAAAUUUUCUGUCCCAGUAGGGCCCUGGUGAGGAGCAUUUCAAUCUGGUGGAUACUGGUCACUAUAGUUCACGUCACCUACUUAGUGCUAAGUCCUCAGUGCUUUCUGAAGGAAAGGUAAAAUGAAAAACAAAAGCCCAGGGUUUUUAAAAAAAGCUUUUCAAAUUUAUCUUUAAUCAAGGACCUAUCCUUCUACUGUUCUGAAGCUAAGCAUGGAAGGAUGAGGACCAGAAAUAAAAUGUGCAUAUUUUCCACUAGAAUUGUUUUCCUUCUGAUAAUAGGGUUGGGAGGGUUGGGGAGUCAAUUCUCAAAAGAAAGCCAUGGUAUAUGAAAUAUGAAUGUGUUUCCAUGGCUCCUUCCUGAAAAACAGCCUGGGUCUGUAGGCAGAUUUUUGUUUUUAUAUUUGUCUUAGGUAUUUAAAGUCUCAGGAAAUUUAGUCUUGGUCCAAAAUACUGCGGGGGGGGGGGGGAUCCUACUACACAGUACACCAGUAGUAUUUGAACAAUUUAGCAUAGCGGUGUAGACUUGACCCCACCAGGAAGCCAGAGGGCAAAGAGAAAGCUUACAGAAUCUACUUUCCCCUGGAAAAUAAAAGGUUCAAGUUCUACUUUAGGGUAAACAGAGGGUCUUCAGUGCUGCUGUGUGAGCGUCUGUGUGGAUGUGUCGAGGGAAUGGUUCUGACUUGAAGCUAACGUAUGUACGCGGUGUGGACCAAUCACAGCAUGUGACCUGCUUCUGGACCUACAGACUGGGGAAGGACGGAAACGGGAUGAUUUGACCCUACCCCAACCCCAAAACUGCUUAAGAUUCGAGAACGAAUAGGAGGUAAUGCCUAAGAGAACCAGAGGCAACUUCUCGAUAAUGUGCAUGCUGCGUGUGUAGAUGUACAGAACUACAUAUGUGUGAAUAUAUUCCCACCUUACAUACACACACACACACACUCCGCAAUGACACUGCAUAAAAAAUAUAUAUAUUGUAUAUGGAACUUGGUCAUGUCAGUUAGGACCCCAAGCAGUAAUCAUAGCCUUAUUGCCACUUUGUGUGUUUGUGUACAUUGAAUGACUCAUAAGAUUUUCAGAGAUUUUUUUAAUGUAAGUAUUUCUACUAAAUGCACUUAUCCUUCUACAUGUUUAUAUAUUUUGGUAAAAUUGAUUUAUUAGAUACUUGGUAUUUUAGUAAGAUAAAGUUUCUUCAAAUGUUUGGUUAAUGCUUUGAUGUCAAGAUUGCACAUUGCUGAGUCGAACCUCAGAAAUUUAUGCAGCUUUGGGCAUUUUCAACUGCGGACCGCAGUUUCCUUGGCUAAAAAUUGCACGUGUGUUCUUGUGCAUUCGCUCAUGCUCCCCAGCAACCUACUUGGUAGCUGUGACGCUUCAGUCACUACCUGCUGGCUCUCUGGUGGCCCUGUUGCCAUCACGUGAUCACUAUUUACUUCUUCCGUGGAGUGACGGCAUGGUUAGGUCAGUGCCAAACACGAUGCAAGCGGCUGUGAGCGGGAGUAUGUUGUUGGAAGGUGUCCACUUCUCUUGCUUUCAGCUGUUGUAUCCAGACACCCAGGUUUUCUUUAAAGGAUUUAAAUCUUUCACCCGUGAAAGAACAAUUGGCCACGAAGAGUUAAAUUACCUUGAAAAGUGGGAACUAAUAGGCACUCCAGCUAGAUCACACCUCCCAACAUCAUCAGAUUUAGUUAGUGUUUUGUGAAACCCCUCAAAUUAUCUAUCCUUAUCUAUGUAUGUUUUCCUUAAUAUAAUUUAUGGUCGCCCCUACUGCUUUUGUAUUUUUUAAUGGUGGUGCUAUUAAACCACAAGCACGCCUGCUACGUAUCACUAACCAACCCGGCCAGCUGGAAAGAGAAACAAGAGAGAAUGAAUUCUAUUCCAUCGUAAGAAGUUGAUUUAUUUUAACUUUUCUUUAUGUAUCACUAAAGGAAAAGGGUUGUUUGAAAAACCUUUUAAGUCCAAUAAAUAUGGAUAGCAUGUUAUCUGAAACUUUUAAUUUGUACAUUUCGGUGUCUGAUCAUUUGCAUGGAAGAGACAAUAGUGCCACGUCUAAAUUGUUCUCUUGUGCUUGGUUAAUAUGUACUUCUCUAGAUUGUUCCGUUUCAAGCGACAUUUCUUACUCUUUGGUUUUCAGAGGCAUUUGAAGCAAACUAUCACAAUGGUCCUCUGUUUUCUGACCGAUCUAAAAAUACCUGUGAUUAAAUUUGUCAGUGUAAAUAAAUUUAUUGCCAAUGAGUAUUAUUGUUGUUAGACAACGAAUGCAAUAAAAAGAGAAAUACAGA